CUGACCGAAUCAAGCCCUCGGCGCACCCGCACUAAAUACGCACCUUCUUUAGGUUAGAGAAUUUACGGCUUUAAGGGAGGAAGUUUUCUAUUCUGCUCGCCUCUGUUUUGUUGAAAAGUAUCAGUGGAGGGCCUAUAAAUAGAUUUAAAAAGUACAGCAUUAAAAAAAAAAAAAGAAAACAAGCAGCAAACUCCUCAUCCUUUGCAAAAAAAAAAAAAAAAAAAAAAAAAAAAAAAAAAACCUCAGUAAGACGCAUUAUUUUUUUUGGCGCCGGAACGCACGGCGCAUUUUUAUUUAUUUUUUUUUAAAUCAAGCGGUCAAGGUGACAGUAAAGGGCCGGAUGAGGACUAGAUUUGCAGAGGUGUGGAGUGUGAGGAUGCCACAGUGAUCUACUAGACUGACGUCUCUCCGGUAGCGCAGAAGAAGACCGCAGCCCGGUUAUUCCACAGACUUCAGUUCAGCCUAGCAGUCGACAGUCUCUCCCGCAGAGAGACAAAGAGAGGGAGGGAAAAAAAAGAACUUCAGCAACGACAAGCUGUAGUUUUCCAGCAUGAUCAACCUCCGGAAAUCUCCGUUUAAACACGCUCGCCCAGCAACUGUUUGAUUUUGCUGGUGUAGGAUUUUUUUUUCCCCCUUUGGAAAGAUUCGUCUUUUCCCACCUUCGGCUGAUGUAAAAAAAAACAACCGCUUCAUUUGGAAUGAUGUGGACCUCUCAUGAUACUGUUGGAUUUGUUUUCCUAGCCGGAUUUUGUGUUCAAUUCGGAUUCUCUUUUGAAGGUCGCUUCACGGAUCUGCCCUCCAACAUGACGGUAAAAGAGGGACAAAACAUAGAAAUGGCAUGCGCUUUCCAGAGCGGAACCGCGUCUGUGUAUUUGGAGAUCCAGUGGUGGUUCGUGAAAGCUCCGGAGCCCACUGACAGCGAGGAAGACGUGGACGCUCAAGAGAUGGAGAUGAUACCAGAGCCUGAUCCUGAUGACGAGGGGACAAAAAUAAGUACAGUGAAAGUCCAGGGCAAUGACAUCUCACACAAGCUGCAGAUCUCCAGAGUCAGCAAGAGUGACGAAGGCCUGUACGAGUGCCGGGUGACACGAGCUAACUACGGAGAGAUUGUGGAGUACAAAGCCCAAGCCUGGCUGAAGGUCAACGCCACAGCCAGGCCUCGACGACCACUGCAGCCUCCCAAGAAGAGCUCCCCACUGCACCUGACGGACAAGAAGCCGAGAAAGUCCAGCUCAUCUCUGGGCCAGGACAACAUGAGUUCAGACCAGAGGGUGGCCUCCACCUCCACCUCUCACACAUCCUCCAACACAGAUAAACACAACCCUGGCUCAGGUACAAGAAUAUCAUCCAGCUAUGGACUGGCUGUCCUCCUCCUGGUGUGUGGUUUGGUGAGGGAUGCCUUGUUAUAAUUUGAAGAACUGACAUCAGAUCUCUCUCUCUCUCUCUCUCUCUCUCUCUCUCUCUCUCUCUCUCUCUCUCUCUCUCUCUCUCUCUCUCUCUCUGUAUCUCUGUUUGCUCUCAAAGCGAACAAGAAAAAUUGCCUGUUUUAUUCCCCCCCACCCCCCCCUCCAUCUCCCUCCUUGCCACCGUGCAGACGGUGCGGCUAGCCCUGCAUUUCCUCGCCACCACUGCUCUUGCACCCAGCACAUUGUUAUUAGUCACUGUAAACACCAGUCACAUUUAAAGCAGUCGGAUUACCUUUUGUACAGACGUCAACUGAACACCAUCCGAGGUGCAACGCUCCGGUGUGAAAACUGGACUCUGUACCUUGUUGGAUAACUCUCAUGGAAGAAUGACUUUCUUAUGGUUUCGCUGUUCCAGUUCAUGUGUUCAUUGCUCAAAAGUGAACAAGAAAAAAGAAGAAUCUAUAUUUGUGUAAUAUAUAUAUGAUUCCAGAUAUAUAUCUGUUUUCUUUGAAGCACCUAGAAUUAAUGUAUGUGCUGUAUACAUAGCUGCCACUCAUCAUAUUGGCCAUGGAACUUCAUUGUGAAUAGGCACUCUAGCCCUCUCAAAGAGAUAAAUUAAAUUCAAGUAUGUGUUAAUUUAGACUGUUAACACUGACCAUCGGGUUAACAAAUGUUAAAUUUCCAUUUUCUUUCAGCUGUAUUGGCCAUCCAAAUUGCUAAUGUGCAUAAUUUUCCAUCUUGUUAGUGCUACAUAUACAGAUGUGCAUGCUUAUUGGUCUGAUGGCUUAAAAGAGAGGAAAAUAUUUGAACAGCAUAAGUCAACACUUGGAGUUCAGUGUUACAAUAUGUUAACUUUAGCUUUAUUUUAAUGUGUUAGUUUUGGUGUGAAAAAACAAAUUGUCCUUUUGUCAUUUUAAUUUGUAUUGCAUCCUCGGUAGGAAUAAAAAGGAUGUCACAAUUUAUGAGUCAUUCAAAAUUCUGAUAUGUGACCAUUGGAUGAUUAAUUUUAAAUGGCCUGCACCAUUUCUAAAUGGCAUGCUUCAGUUGCUGUGCACCUCCCUGCUAUGUCUCAUUAUUAUACAGGAGGAAUGAGUAUUUACCCACUGUGGAUCAUGAGCGUUGCUAGUUAUGUUGAUUCCAACACACAGACACACAUAUUUGCACAUUUAAGGUGAGAUGUUUGAGUGGGAGGGUGGUGACAGGAGAGUCAGUAAAACACAGAGAACAGACUCAACAUUAUAAGUGACCCAAGUUUGGGAGAAAUGAGGAGUUUGGUUGAAAUCUUUUCUCUUAGAUCUCACAAUAAUAUAUUUUUAGCUUUAUUUUCAGAUGGUAUAUCAUAGAGAUUUUUAUUCACGCAGAGCAUUUAUGAGCAAAACGCUUUGACAAUCUGACACAAACACAGGCAGACGACUGGUUGGGUUUCAUAGUGCACACUACGCCUAUAUUUAGAUCAUUAAUGCGAUCCAGAUUAACCUUCAAAACAAUAAUGAUUCUUUAGUUUUUGUUUACUUUUGAGCUGAAGAGGGAAUCAUGUGCAUCCAUCAGAAACAUGGAUGUUCUACUUCUAACUGAAAUAUUUAUGAAUAAUAGAGUAGCUGAUUUAUGUCUCAAGAAAGGUACUGUAAGUGGAUGUUAUCCACCAUGAAUAUCGUGCUGUCAGAGUGCAGCAGUCGCCCUGCAAUGAGAUCAAUAUUUUACUUCAGCAGACGCUGGCCCCUUAGCACAUCAUAUUUGUUGCUUAGGUAAAAUCCAAACAUUUAGUUGGUCUACAUAUAGCAUGAUUCUCUGGUUCUUCAUUUGUUGUAUGGCAUAAUCUAACAUUCAUACAAAUAAAAUUUGCAAUACUUACAUUGCUGUGUGUUCUCACAAAGCAAAAUAUUCACCUCACUUUGAGCGUUUAUUCCGCUUUGCUCAGCUGAAAUCCCUUCCCAUGUAUAGUUGUAUCGCAUUUCCCAAAGAACGAUGGAGGGAAACUUGUUGAUUCAGCAGAGAGGUGCAGAGGCUGACAGGGUGUGUUGUGCUUUAGGAUAGGAGCAGAGACAUCUUCUGAUCAGCAGCUUCCAGCCAGAGAACAAGAUGUGUAGGCGAUAGAGGGCGGCCCUGUUUAAUCCCUCAAGUUCCAAACAGCUCAGGCUGAAUUUGGACAGUUAAACCAGAACCACUGUCACAUAUACGCCACUCUGCUGUUACUGGGCACGGAUUCUUUUCAAAUGAGACGCGUUAUGUAAUACGAUUCAAAACAUUUAGUUUGAAGGAAAAAAAAUAACAAAAAAAGCAGCUUAUUUAAGGCACUGAGAAUGGGAUUUGAAUGUCGACUCUGUUAGAAGUGUGCUCGAGCACUUUGGAGAGAGUGUGCACAGUCUGAGUGGACAGCGUGUCCAACCCUCAUGUAAAAAGUUACAGACCUGUACAACUUGUAAAUGAAAUAAUCAGCAUGUUAACAUGUUUUUUAAAAAAAAAAUCCAUUUAAAAAGGCAGAGGCCAGUGAUGUUCUGUACUUGUAACAAUGGUGUCAUGUACUCAUAAUCAAGUGUUAACAAGUCCAAAGUGGGUUUUCAUCUCUUCAAAAUGAACUUGAGUAAAAAUGUAUAUGACAAAAAAAAAACUCUCUCUAUAUAUAUAUUAGAAACAUCUCCUUUACAAAGCUUUCAUCUUAAUCUAGGGGACCCGCUUGAUUGUGGGUCCUUACAACAUAGUGAAUAACACAGUAGGAGAGAUUGGAGCGGUGAUUGAUUUGAUAUUGUGGUCGAUCGGAGUGAUGAAAAAUGACGCUUAGUUUGGGUAUCGAUGGAGGCUGAGUUGCUUACAAGCACUGAGGUCUCUAUUACCAAAGAGGAGAACAGUUCACAACGACGGCUAGAGCAGCAGUUCCUUCAUCCAGGGAUGUUACUUCAGAAACAUCACACAGCCAUUUUCUGUUCUGUUUUAUAUGCCACUCUACUCAUCCACUCUAGAUGUAUUUGUUUCUUCUAAUGUAUUUCAUUUCAAUGCGGUCCUGUCUGUUUGUUGAGCUGUCAAAAAUUCUGAUGAAUUCUCUUUUCUUUGGUAUUGUGUGAGGCUUCUGUACUGGAACAUUGCAACAGUUUGUAUUAUAAUGAUAAUAUCAGAAUAAUAUUUAAAUAAACCAUUUUCACAGAUGAAAUUCAAACACUGAA
Messenger RNA from Amphiprion ocellaris (clown anemonefish), 4564 nucleotides. RefSeq names its product V-set and transmembrane domain containing 2A (gene vstm2a). The record is from RefSeq and is a predicted model, not a curated record. The transcript has 5 exons. Lineage: Eukaryota; Metazoa; Chordata; Actinopteri; Pomacentridae. The coding region runs from base 699 to 1409 and encodes 236 amino acids.